Molecule: messenger RNA, 1116 nt
Organism: Puccinia graminis f. sp. tritici CRL 75-36-700-3
Lineage: Eukaryota; Fungi; Basidiomycota; Pucciniomycetes; Pucciniales; Pucciniaceae
Exons: 3
Coding region: 1-1116 (371 amino acids)
Biological process (GO): protein secretion; Golgi organization
Cellular component (GO): Golgi apparatus
Source: RefSeq, a predicted model, not a curated record
AUGUGUAUCGCCAUUUGGUCGGCCAAAACCCAGCUCGGAUACAGACUGAUCUUGGCCUCUAAUCGGGACGAGUUUCUUAGCCGACCCAGUCUCCCGGCCCAUCUGCAUUCGUUCGGUCCGAUCCAUCCGGACGUCCAAGCUCCUCCCUCGUCGCCCGCUCCCGAAGACCCGACCACGCAAGAUUGCAGACAGAUUAUUAAGGAAGGAAGCGAAGAUCCCAGCAGCCUCUCGGAUGAGAUUCUGUCGGGACGAGAUGCGAUCGCCGGAGGGACCUGGCUUGGGAUCCACAAAGAGACCGGGAGAUUCGGCUUCCUGACCAACCUCACUCCCCCACUCAACCACAUCCCCACUCUUGAUGAUGAUGAUGGGCAGGAUCAGGAAGUCGAGCCGUCCGUCCCGCUCAUCAGCAGAGGCCUCAUCAUCCAGGAAUUCCUCGCCGGGAACCUCGCCGUCCACAGUUAUCUCGAUCACUUGAAAUCCAGCCGGUUGUCCACGAAGAUGAAUGGCUAUAAUCUGGUGAUCGGACAGCUCGCCAGGAACGAGGAUGAGCAAGAUCGGAUCGGCUUCUUUUGCAAUCGAAACCCAGACCGAAUCCACCAUCACUUCGGCGACUUCACGAGCAAUCAUCAUCAGCAGGCCUCGUCUGACCCUCAAGCCCCACUUGUCUAUGCAAUCAGUAACGGGAUUGCUUGCAAACCUCCCAUCUGGCCCAAAGUUACCCAGGGGAUUCGGUUGAUGGAAGAGUGUCUACGCAAGAUUCGAACGGAUACGAGCUGUCCUCAGGGUGCUCCGACGGAUCUUGAGACGGAACUGUUCGAUCUAAUAUCGACAACCAAUGAUUCGACGGACGACAUACCAAGCAAUAUCUUGAUCCGCCCUUACCAUCGACUCUCUACUCCCGGGGCCUCGGCCAGUCAUGAGACAUGGUUCGGAACCAAGACCCAGACGAUCGUCCUCGUCUCGCAAACCUUUCCGUCCACAAUCACCUUUGUCGAGCGCGACGCCUUCCAGAUCCAGCCACCCGAUCCACUCGGAAAUAGCUUAGGCACCCCGGUUUGGAUGGGCGAUCAACGGGCUCGGUGGAGGAGAUUUGAAUUCCAAUUCCCGGCUUCUUGA